AUGCCAGUUCCCCAAUUCCAAGUUCCUUCGCCACCCCCAACAAGACGAAAUAGCCUAAGAAUUCAACAAAACCGACGGACUCAACGAAAUCAGAGGAAGCAUAUUCUAUCGGACUAUCAUCCCAGGCCAUCGUAUUCUACUUCAGCACUAAAUACUUUGUCGUCAUACAAUUACCAUCGUCUCUACCCUAAUAAGCAUAGAAGAAUGUCGCUGAUCUCAGAUACACAAUUACUCGCACCAAUGACCCAGGCAUCAUUGAAUAGACUCGAAGUCGCCACUACGUCCACUGCAUCAUUACCUUUGUCUUUACCAUACUACUUGAUUGAUGAUCCCGAAAACAAUGGCUCAAACUUUAAUGGUUCUAGUGCAUCAGAAGAGAGAGCACUGGUAUACAAGAAUCAAGCAAGCAUAGAAAAGAAAAUUACAUCACAAGAAGUACAAGAAGUACAAGAAGUACAAGAAGUACAAGAAGUACAAGAAGUACAAGAAGUACAAAAUCCUAAUCAUCAUCACCAGCAGCAACAGCAACAGCAACAGCAACAGCGAUCGCUUGCCCUCUCGCCACCAAAACAUGAUUUUGUUAGAAUCCCCAUUAGUCCAGUCGAUGAUAGAUUCAACCAAGUGCCUCAAAGGUUUAGUCAAUUUAUUACUGAUCAACAAAUACCAUACAACUCACAGGGCUCGGAUAACUUAUCACUAUUAUCACACAGUGAUGCAGGUCAUAAAGAAGGUAAAGAUGGACAGGAUCGUAGCUAUUUAAGCCACCAAGCUCAUUCUACAACACAGCACAGUCGAUUAGACCCCAAAUCGGGCUCAUCUUCUUCAAAAUCCAAACUUUAUUCAUCUACUCAGCUACCACAAGCAAGUGCAAAUGCAAAUGCACUGAACACACCACCGUCAACUAAUAAACCAUCAAAACCUCACCACCAGCAUUACCACCACCACCACCACCACCACGAACAACAACAAUUAUUUGAGCCGGCUCAUGCCAGAAACAUUUCCGACUCUAUGGGAUCACAAGCAACCAUUUUUUCUACACGCAUGGACCCCGAACAUACUGCAAAUGAUCAUCCAUUGUUAUUGGGUAGUAAUAAUAGACCAAGAACAAUUAACAGCAGCUUGAGGAAAACGCGCACGUUAUUUGGCAGCAAGAAAAAGAGCAAGAGAACCAGCACAGUUCGUGUUUAUCACGAUACAACAUCUUCGGUGGCUUCGUCACUAAUCAACACGUCAUCAGUACAAUCCAGCAGUAGCUUGAUGCGAAAGAAUGCCAUUCGCACAAAUCAGGGCAGUUGGCUCUAUAGAUUGAAAUUGAGAUUGAAGAAAAUGAUUGAAAAGUUUAAAUUCUACAGCUUUAGAGCGUCAUCUUCACGUAAAAGAAAUGCUAGCAUCAAAAGGAGAAAAAGUUUAGCAAAGGCUACAUUUGAAACUUCUCAACUGCGUAAUCAGUUGAGAAAAUCGAGUACAUUGGUGAGAAAACAACGUGAAAACCCACAGAACAAGGAUUUGAAACGAAUCGCAUCUAUGAAACUUUCAAAAAGGGCCAAAACCUCACCCUUGUUAGCUGGAAAAAAGGCAUCUUCUUUGGAAAUAUCUACUCCAUUAACCAACCCCAACUUGGGUAAACUUCCUGUGUUUCAUGUUGCUAAAAUGGAUCAAGACUUGAAAAAUGCCGCUGGUAUUAUCGGACCUCCUUCCAAUCAACUACUACCUCAAUCACAAGGAUCUGGCUAUAUAGUCGAAACUACGAUCCCGCGUGUAAAUAGGCUCAACACUGUUAAUGAAUAUCAGAACAUGCCCUUGUCACCAGAAGAAAUUGUUGACGAAAGUGCCGGGAAAUAUAAACAUUUGUCCAAAUAUAUUCAGCAACAGGAAACCCAUUACCUUAAUAAUAUAGACGCGAAAACCACAACGGGAUCUAAAGCUGAACCCAAUAUGGAUAUCUCCAAUAUUUCCAACAUCUCCAAGAUGAUUGCUAAUACAGCUGCUGCACGUGAAAUCGAGGAGUUUCCUUCACCACAAAUUGAUGGAUAUAGUGAAUUCAACACUGAGCCUUCCGGAGUCUCGUCUUCCUAUCAGCAGCAUGCACCACCUCCACCUCCACAUUUGGAUCAUUCUUAUAUCGAUACAGCUACAGUCGCAAUUCCUACCGCCUCUGUUGCGAAUGGAACACUUUUUAAUGAUGAAAAUAUAGUUGGCUCGCUGAACCAGCACAAGGAUUCAACUACUUUCACAGAAUUAAAGCAUAAGCAUCAACCAAAGAUUAUCACAAAGCCACUAAAUCAUGAAUAUACAUUGGAACAGCUCUGGUGCAGUUACUUAAAGCAAGUUCUUUGCAAGAGAAUCUUGUUGCGUAAUGAGAUUAAUCAAUUCCAAAAUUUCAUGAUCACAAAGGAAACCAGUGAUGUCAUUAAUCAUAUUUUUGAACAGGUUAGAGUAUCGCAGGAGGAGUCGGCGUUGCCAUCGAGGCAACCUUCGAAGAUUGAAAGCACAAACAGUCCUCGUGUGGUUAUUUCAUCAAAUGAAUCUCAAGUAGAAAAACAGCUUGAGAAUUUGGAAAAGAAAGAUAUUAUCAGCGAAGAAAAAAAUAAAAAGCACAAUGAAAAGAAGCUUGAAAAAUACAAGAAUGGCCCUAACCAUGCCCAUAUUGAAAAGCUUGAUACGGGCUCUACCUCAUCGAUCUACUCUACAGAAACAGUCUCAUCAAUUUCUUCUGAAACAACUUCCACAAUUUCUGCUUCUUUGUAUUCAUCAAUGAAUGAGCAUGGUGAUAUAUUUAUUGAUCCACAAGAUGAAGAAUUUAACAAAAGAGUGUUAAACAGGCGGUCAUUGCUUGGAGAAAUGUUGGAAUACCAUUCUUCAGACAACUAUUCUUCUGCUGAAUCUGAUUCUGAAAGUGUUAGUGACAAAGGAGCAGAAGAAGCAGAAGUUGGAGAAGAGGAAGCAAAAGAAAAUGAAAAUGAAAAAGACAAUGAAAAUGACGUUCUCGAUGAAGAUGACGUUGUUAAUAAGAGCGUUUCAGAUGUUGCUGAACAAAUUAGAUCAUCCAUGUCUCCAUCACAAACAUUUCAACAAAUGGAAGGUUCAAGAACCAGCUCUGAAGUAUUUUUAAAGAGAUAUGGUACAAUUGUGCUGAGACGAUCAACGUCACAAAUACCAAGUAGACAGCAACUGAUGAAGGAAGAAGAAUUUUGUGCAAAUGCAUCAGUAUCAAUUAGUCAACAACACCUGUUAGCAGAUAUGGAAAUCGAAACAGGAGGUGACGUGGGCACUGACUUGGUUAAGAAGUCUCCUGAAAAAGGUGAUCAUAUUGAGUUUCUGCAACAACUUCUGCCAUUAAAACGUAGUCAGGGGCUUAAUCAUAGUUUGAGUCAGCUAAGUACAUAA
Messenger RNA from Lodderomyces elongisporus, 3387 nucleotides. RefSeq lists its product as uncharacterized. The record is from RefSeq and is a predicted model, not a curated record. The transcript has a single exon. The coding region runs from base 1 to 3387 and encodes 1128 amino acids. NCBI's taxonomy places the organism in Eukaryota, Fungi, Ascomycota, Pichiomycetes, Serinales, Debaryomycetaceae.